Molecule: messenger RNA, 2982 nt
Organism: Monoraphidium neglectum
Lineage: Eukaryota; Viridiplantae; Chlorophyta; Chlorophyceae; Sphaeropleales; Selenastraceae
Exons: 10
Coding region: 1-2982 (993 amino acids)
Biological process (GO): proteolysis
Molecular function (GO): serine-type endopeptidase activity
Source: RefSeq, a predicted model, not a curated record
AUGGAUGACGAUGGCAAUGGGUUUGUAGAUGACGUCAACGGCUACAGCUUCCUGGGCGCCUGCAAUGGGGAGCUGGACAUGUUUGGCGACUGCAGCCAGUGCGGGCCGACCAGCGACGUGACCGAUGACGACGGACAUGGGACGCAUGUUGCUGGCAUUAUCGCAGCCGCUAGGGACGCCGGGCUGGGGGUGGCAGGGGUUGCCCCAGCUGUCAAGAUCAUGGUGCUCAAGGUCAGCGACUGCGCCACGGGCGCCAUCUACGCGGCCGCCGUCUUCAGCGCCCUCGACUACGCCCUGCGCAUGGGCGCCCAGCUCGUCUCCUGCUCAUUUGGCCGCUCCUACCCAGACGGGUUUGCGCCCGUCAGCUACCCCCCACCGUCCGAGGGCCACCAGGCGCAGGCGGCCGCGUACCUGCAGGCCGUGAUGCCCCUGAAGAGCGCCGGCGUGCUGCUGAUGGCCGCCGCAGGCAACAAUGCGCUCAACCUUGAUUUGCUGAGCAGCUUCGGCUACUCCAACAACCCCUGCCUAACGGGCACCACCUUGGACAAUGUGCUGUGUGUGGCCGCCACGCUCGAAAACGACACCCUCGCCUCUUACAGCAACUAUGGGCUGCGGGCGGUCGCCAUCGGCGCGCCGGGCAGCGUGCGCAGCACGUGGCCAGGCAAGACCGCCAGGGACUUGUGGGGCACUUCCAUGGCGACGCCUGUGGUGACGGGUGCCGCGGCGCUGGUGCUCUCCACUGUCUCUAUCCUUACGGGCAACACCACAGGCCUGGCCUCGGCUGUCAGGCAGCUGCUGCUCGCAUCCGCCGCCGCGCCGCCCUCGGCGGCCGGCACGUUCAACCGCCGCGUCGACGCCGGCGCCGCGGUGCGCGCGGCGGUCGCCAAGUAUGCGCCCGCCGGCAGCCUCCCGUCGCCGGCGCCCCUGGCGGCGGGCGCGAUGGAGGGCGCCGCGAUGCAGCACACCACAUUUGCGGAGCGCUACUACAAGGCCGGCGUCCCCGGGGGCUGGCAGGCGGGCGUUGCGCUGGACACGUCGGCACGUGCGGCGCAGCUGCCGCUCGGAGGCUUCAAGUAUGGUGCCGGGUACACCGCUCGCUUCACGGCGUGCACAUACCUGGGAAGCUCUGGCAUCUACAGCGUCCGCGUCACUGCGGCGGCCGCGGAGCUGGCCGUCUCCGGCGCCGCCGCGCCCUCGCGUGCCGGCCCCGGCAGCCGCCUGUUCCUCUUCCGCGCCCAGGCGGCCGGCUGGUACACCUUCGACCUCGCCCUCACAAACGCCACCGGCUCCGUUGAUAUGGAGAUUCAAACGCCGGCGUCCGGGACCUACUUGCGCAUCACCAGCUGGCUCGCGCCCCCGGCGACGCCACCGCCGUUGCCGGCGCCCGGGUUCGUCACAUCCCGCGCGUCUUGGACCGUGUACUACAACACGACGCCCUCCGUCAUCAGCCUCUGCCCCGGGGCGCUCGCCAGCCUGGGGGGCGCACGCCAGCCGGGCGCGCUGGCGGCGCUGCAGAACGCGGCUGUUGCGCCGGCGCUGGCAUUUGCGCCGGGGGAACUGCGGGCGUUCCUGUUCCCGGGUGGCGUGGCGGCGGGCGCGGGCGCCGCGGGGGUCGUCCUGGGCGGCGUGGACGUGGCUGCCAACGCCACGUACACCUUCAAGGUGACCUGCAAGGGCUGCACACUCUCGGUGGGCGGGCAGCUGCUGAUUGACUCAUGGCAGUCCACAUCGGUUCUCAACGGCACGGCCAAGCAGAGCGGGUGCACCAAGUUCCAGCGGGCCGGGGUCCAGAGGGUUCAGGUCAACUUUGGGGGCGCGGCGCUGGCUGACGCGCCCCUGCAGCUGCACUGGGCGCCGUGCAGCGCGACCAGCACCCUCAACUGGGUGCCUGUGGCGCCCGCCGACGCGAGUGCGUGGGUGCCGGCGGAGGCGCUGACUGGAUACAUCGGCGGCGCACAGUGCGACGUGUGGCGCGGCGCGGUGGUGGCGCCAGCGGGGGUCGCGCCCAUGUUAAAAGUGCGGCUGCCGGAGGCGUCGGCCUCCGCAAACCCUGUGGAUGCGCCGCUCUCAUCCGGCUUCCCCAGCAGCCUUGAGGGCCUCCUGCCAGGGCUGGCGGCGGCUUACCCUUCCACCAGCCCGCAGCUCUUCAGCGCCCGCUGCUGGGCGUUCACGUCCGCCGCGCUCGGGGCCAUCACCAUGUUGCCCAAGGGCGCCUCGGCCGCGUACCUCGGACACGCGCAGGUAUGGGACGGCGCCCAGGCGACGCCGCCCGCGGCGUGGCGCCACGCCGCCAGCGGCGCGGUCCUGCGGCCGCUCGUCCUGGAGUGGCGCGGCGUCGCGGCGGCCCAGGCGCUCGCCGUCUACGCGAGCGGGGCGCCGCUGCGCGUGUCCCUCGCGGCCAUGCGGCUGCCGCUGCCGGUCCAGCCGGCGGCCGACCCCCGCUUUGUCGGUGUCCCCGGGCACGCCAGCCAGGCAUACUAUUCGCCGGCCCCCGCACUGCCAGACUUGCCGGGGCUCAUCUUGUUCGACGCCUCGCAGCUGACGGCACGCGGCGCGUACAACAAUGCCACCGCCGGCCUCGACGUCGCGGUGGGGUCGUACUUCGGCGUCCCGCCCGGCGCGCUGCGGUACGCGGUGACAACGGGUUACACGACGUCUCCCGCGACGACUAAGGGGCGCCUCUUGCUCGCGCGCCUCAGCUGGGCCAACCCCGCCGGCCAGGGUGCCACCCUCGUGGCCGGCGGAGCCUCCGGCGUCACGAUUCGCAACGGCGACGGCUUCGGGCUGCGGGUUGCACCGGGCGCGGCGGCUGAAAGCUUCUCCUACGAUUUUUACCUCCCCCCUGGCCUGCUGCGGCUGACGGCCGUGGUGAAGACGCAGGCGCCGGGGGCCGGCGCCGCGUUUUUCGCAUCGCUGACGACGGCUGGGCAGGGGGGCGCUGCGAUCGGCGCGCGCAAUUGGCUGAAGGCGUUGGACCUGUGA